UACACAGAUAUCGAUGAAUGUAGCAACGGCAGCCAUGAUUGCCACCAAAAUGCAACUUGCAUAAAUACCCCUGGACACUUUAAUUGCAAUUGUCAGCAAGGAUUCGCCGGAGAUGGUCACCAGUGUUAUGGUAUGAUUCAGUUACAGCGGAAAGUUCACUUAAACUUGGAAUCGUGAUAAUUCUUAAAUACGGCAGAUGCAUGCGAACAAAGCAAGACAACCACAAUCGGAACCAACAUCUGUAUCUUGUAUUUAUGCAGCUAAAAAGAAUUUCGCAACAAACACGGAAAUGUCUUGUAUUGUCUAGCUUGAAAGAAUUUCGGAUGAGGCCAGAGUUCGUACCAUCAUGAUACAGAGAAUAUUAUACGGUGGCGCGAAGAUAUGAAUUUUAUUUUGAAGUGGCAAAACAAUAUUUUACCAACAAGCGCAGCGAGUGAGUAAAAUAUUGUUUGUGCCACGAGAAAAUAACACUCAUAUCUUCAGGCCGCCACCGUGUAAUGUUCUUUUUAUUAUAUAGACAAAAAGACAUGGAUAAAAUAAUAGCUUUUUAUUCGCCAAAAAGUAAUUGUGACGGCUCAAAUUUAAAGUACAGUAAUAUAAAACAUUGCUUACAAUAAUCAUGAGAAAUUUCACUAAGCUGAAUAGGGCUCUACUCAAGGGGUUUAAGGCAUGGGUCUAAGGUGGGUUCUGAGCAUAAGAAUGAUUGGCAAUAUCUCUCGCUAGGAGACCUAGAACCAAAUGAAUUUUUCCCCAAAAGAAUAUCUUGAGGUUUUCUUGUGCCUUAACGUUUAAUUAUGGUCAAGUGGCAUGUCACAUGACCAAAAAUUGAAAAUGAAGGAAAUUGGCGAAUUGGUGGCGAAUUUACUUUGUUAGGCAAAACAAAUUGGUAUUUCUGAAAGAGGAUAAACAAACCUAACUUUCUACGUUUGGAAUGAAUGUACCCGAAGUUUAAAAUUAAAGUUUUAAAUAAUUCAAGAUUAAAUUUGGGCAUUUAAAAAGAUAUCUUUCCUCAUAAUUUUUUAUUGAAGUUCAAUGGACGGUCAUUCCAGACGUGAAGUCUUAGAAAUAUUUAAUAUGAAUUAGAAAAAUGUUAUUGCUCAAUUUGUUUUCUUAAACCGGCCACCAAUUGCUCAAUAAUUUAAGAUUUUUAGCUGAAUGGUCACGUGACAUACCUCGUGACCUAUGAACACAAUGUUUCUACUUUAAAAUGUUAAGGACGAUGAGUUCUUUAUAUGUGCCAAAUUUUGACCCAGCGCCAUCAUCUAUGUCAAAGUUAUAGCCAAUAAUUCAUUUUUCACAGGUAAACCCAUCAGUCCUAGGCCUUAAACUACUUGAGUACAAAUAUUAUGACAAAAAUGAUAAGCAGCCUUGAAAAAUGUGUAAGUAAAAUUCAAAAAAUGAUACGUAAUAAAAUUUCCGUGGGUAAUUACCGAAAUUACGUCUCACUCACGUGUGAGAUUAUGGAGAAUUAACCACUCGGGUCCCGGAUGUAGUUUUUAUUUUUCAAUGUUACGAGUGGUAUAUUUUCCAGUAAAACACUCGUGUCUACAUAAUAAGAAAUGAUAAUUCACUCUUUCACAUUUAUUAAAUUUCUCUUUUUAAAUUAUUUUUGUUUUGUUCUGUUUUUUUCUCUCUAAUCCAAGAUGAGUUUCCCGUCCAAUUCAUUUCGUAAUUUGUUUCUUCGUUGUCACGGAUUAAAUUUAGUUUACCUGAAUUUCCACAAAUUGUUCUUUCUCACUUUCUUACACAGAUAUCGAUGAAUGUAGCAACGGCAGCCAUGAUUGCCACCAAAAUGCAACUUGCAUAAAUACCCCUGGACACUUUAAUUGCAAUUGUCAGCAAGGAUUCGCCGGAGAUGGUCACCAGUGUUAUGGUAUGAUUCAGUUACAGCGGAAAGUUCACUUAAACUUGGAAUCGUGAUAAUUCUUAAAUACGGCAGAUGCAUGCGAACAAAGCAAGACAACCACAAUCGGAACCAACAUCUGUAUCUUGUAUUUAUGCAGCUAAAAAGAAUUUCGCAACAAACACGGAAAUGUCUUGUAUUGUCUAGCUUGAAAGAAUUUCGGAUGAGGCCAGAGUUCGUACCAUCAUGAUAUAGAGAAUAUUAUACGGUGGCGCGAAGAUAUGAAUUUUAUUUUGAAGUGGCAAAACAAUAUUUUACCAACGAGUGCAGCGAGUGAGUAAAAUAUUGUCUCUGCCAAGAGAAAAUAACAUUCAUAUCUUCAGGCCACCGCCGUAUAAUAUUCUCUAUAUCAUGAUGGUGUGAACUCNCGGAUGUAGUUUUUUUUUUUUUCAAUGUUACGAGUGGUAUAUUUUCCAGUAAAACACUCGUGUCUAUAUAAUAAGAAAUGAUAAUUCACUCUUUCACAUUUAUUAAAUUUCGCUUUUUUAAUUAUUUUUGUUUUGUUCUGUUUUUUUCUCUCUAAUCCAAGAUGAGUUUCCCGUCCAAUUCAUUUCGUAAUUUGUUUCUUCGUUGUCACGGAUUAAAUUUAGUUUACCUGAAUUUCCACAAAUUGUUCUUUCUCACUUUCUUACACAGAUAUCGAUGAAUGUAGCAACGGCAGCCAUGAUUGCCACCAAAUGGCAACUUGCAUAAAUACCCCUGGACACUUUAAUUGCAAUUGUCAGCAAGGAUUCGCUGGAGAUGGUCACCAGUGUUAUGGUAUGAUUCACUUACAGCGGAAAGUUCACUUAAACUUGGAAUCGUGA
This is a messenger RNA of Porites evermanni, 2709 nucleotides long. NCBI's taxonomy places the organism in Eukaryota, Metazoa, Cnidaria, Anthozoa, Scleractinia, Poritidae. The record is from the annotation of a GenBank genome assembly.